AUGCUUGCGGGAAAAGGAUACUCAUGGAAGGCUGCCAAAGCGCGGUUGCCGCCAUCACGGCAGGUCAUACAUGCAGUACGGAACCCAAAGUUUCUGGUGUCAGUUGGUCUGAUUACUGCAAUUGUGCUGCUAUGGCGGUCCAUGGGGUCAGCAGCACAAGAGGUGCAGAGAUUCUACUGCUUCGGCCCUUCAAAACCUCCAAUGCACAUGACAGCGAACGAGAACGAAGACUGGCACGCGCACCUAAAUACACCUGUGAUAUUCAACCAUCAUAAACCAGUAGAGGUCAACGCUACCGAUAUCGAGCAUAUCGACCUAAAUAAGAUCACGUCAACCGUCGACGCAGCCAAGAACAAGGAGCGCGUGCUGAUCCUCACUCCGCUCCGUGAUGCCUCAUACUACCUCGCGAAACACUUCGACCUCCUCACACAACUCACAUAUCCCCACGAGCUGAUCGAUUUGGCGUUUUUGGUUGGUGACUCGACCGAUGAUACCAUGGCAGCAUUGGCAAAGGAAUUGGAGAGGGUACAAAACAACCCCGAAGUUGCUUUCAGGUCAACGAUGAUUAUCGAGAAAGAUUUUGGCGUCACUCUCUCGCAGAGUGUGGAGGACAGACACAGCUUUGAAGCCCAGGGCCCGCGGAGGAAGGCGCUGGGCAAAGCCAGAAACUACCUGCUAUACACUGCGUUGAGACCAGAGCACAGCUGGGUCUACUGGAGGGAUGUGGAUAUUGUCGACAGUCCGUCCAAGAUCAUCGAGGACUUCGUGGCGCAUGAUCGGGAUGUUCUUGUUCCUAACAUCUGGUUCCAUAGAUACAAGGAAGAGAACGGCAAAAUGGUCGACAUCGAAGGGCGCUUCGACUAUAACUCCUGGCAAGAAUCCCCCGAAGGUCUCAAACUGGCUUCGACUCUCAACAAAGACGUAGUCCUUGCAGAAGGCUACAAACAAUACCCCACGAAACGCAAGUACAUGGCCAAAAUGGGCGACUGGCGCGCCAAUAAAGACGAAGAAAUACCCCUCGACGGCAUCGGUGGCGUCAACAUCAUUGUAAAAGCAGAUGUCCACCGUUCUGGCAUCAACUUCCCUAGCUAUGCAUUUGAGAACCAGGCUGAGACAGAAGGCUUUGCGAAGAUGGCCAAGAGGGCGGGCUAUGGCGUUUACGGUCUUCCAAACUAUGUUGUAUGGCAUAUUGAUACCGACGAGAAGCCUGGCAAUGCUUAA
This is a messenger RNA of Alternaria atra, 1221 nucleotides long. RefSeq lists its product as uncharacterized. The transcript is spliced from 5 exons. Gene Ontology annotation, cellular component: mannan polymerase complex. The coding region runs from base 1 to 1221 and encodes 406 amino acids. Gene Ontology annotation, biological process: cell wall mannoprotein biosynthetic process; protein N-linked glycosylation. Lineage: Eukaryota; Fungi; Ascomycota; Dothideomycetes; Pleosporales; Pleosporaceae. The record is from RefSeq and is a predicted model, not a curated record. Gene Ontology annotation, molecular function: alpha-1,6-mannosyltransferase activity.